Messenger RNA from Fundulus heteroclitus (mummichog), 4494 nucleotides. Its product is annotated as sodium/hydrogen exchanger 6. The record is from RefSeq and is a predicted model, not a curated record. Gene Ontology annotation, biological process: proton transmembrane transport; sodium ion transport; regulation of pH. Gene Ontology annotation, cellular component: recycling endosome; membrane. The transcript is spliced from 17 exons. Lineage: Eukaryota; Metazoa; Chordata; Actinopteri; Cyprinodontiformes; Fundulidae. Bases 99 to 2336 code for a protein of 745 amino acids. Gene Ontology annotation, molecular function: sodium:proton antiporter activity.
GCUGUCAGUUGCGUUCCACUGAGAGGGGGGUGCGACUUGUCCACCUAAAGCGGCGCUAGUUUAAACGACAAAUGUAACUUCCCCAACACAAGGCCAAAAUGGGAUUCACACCGAGGCGCUACCUUGGUGUCAAACCGCCGAGUCCGUCCCUUCUGCUGCCUUUCCUGCUCCCGGUGCUGCUCGUCGGCGGCCAAGGCGACGGGAACGCUGCCAUGGAUAACGUCGUUACCGAGAGGAUGGCGGAGGAGAGCCACCGACAGGACAGUGCCUAUCUGCUGAUCUUCAUAAUGCUACUAACGCUCACCAUCCUCACCAUAUGGCUCUUCAAGCACCGCCGCUUCAGGUUCCUCCACGAAACGGGGCUCGCCAUGAUCUACGGUCUCCUGGUGGGUGUGAUCCUGCGCUUUGGCAUCCACGUGCCCCAAAGCACGAGCGACGUUGUCCUGGAGUGUGCCGUCAACGCCAGCCCGGCCACGCUACUGGUCAACGUCAGCGGCAGGUUCUACGAGUACACGCUUAAGGGGGAAGUGAGCCGCGGCAAAGACCACCAAGUGCAGGACGAUGAGAUGCUGCGAAAGGUGACCUUUGACCCAGAGGUGUUUUUCAACAUUUUGCUGCCUCCCAUUAUCUUCCAUGCAGGUUACAGUCUAAAAAGGAGGCAUUUUUUCCGAAACAUCGGCUCCAUCCUGACCUACGCUUUCAUGGGAACAGUCAUAUCCUGCUUUGUUAUCGGACUCCUCAUGUAUGGCGUUGUGUCCUUUAUGAAAGUUGUGGGCCAGCUCGGCGGGGACUUUUUCUUUACCGACUGCCUCUUUUUCGGGGCCAUCGUCUCGGCAACAGACCCAGUGACAGUGCUGGCCAUCUUCAACGAGCUGAAGGUAGACGUGGACCUGUACGCUUUAUUGUUCGGAGAGAGCGUCCUCAACGACGCCGUGGCCAUUGUCCUCUCGUCCGUCCUCCUGCGCUUUGAGAAGCAGAGCAGGCAGGGGGCCGGAGCUGCUCUCUCCACCGGAGAGGACAGCUCCGCUAUGCCCGAGGAGAUAGAAGGACGGCUGGGAGAAAACCAGACGUUUACUCCUCGUGGAUCCAUUGUUGCGUAUCAGCCUACGGGGGACAACAGCCACAGCUUUGAGGCCAUGGCCGUGCUAAAAUCCUUCGGGAUCUUCCUGGGUGUCUUCAGUGGCUCUUUUGCUCUCGGUAUGGCUACCGGAGUCAUGACUGCUCUCGUCACAAAGUUUACUAAGCUGAGGGACUUCCCCUUGCUGGAAACGGGCCUAUUUUUCCUGAUGUCCUGGAGCACCUUUCUGUUGGCAGAGGCCUGCGGGAUGACAGGCGUCGUGGCAGUGCUGUUCUGUGGAAUGACUCAGGCUCAUUACACCUACAACAAUCUCUCUCGUGACUCUCAAGACAGGACUAAACAGCUGUUUGAGCUGCUCAACUUCCUGGCAGAAAACUUCAUCUUCUCCUACAUGGGCCUGACUCUCUUCUCCUUCCAGUCACACGUCUUUAACCCGAUGUUCAUCAUUGGUGCCUUUCUGGCUGUGUUUCUAGGCAGGGCUGCAAACAUCUACCCCUUGUCCUUCCUCCUCAACCUGGGCCGCAGAAACAAGAUCGGAAUGAACUUUCAGCAUGUUAUGAUGUUUGCAGGCCUGCGCGGGGCCAUGACCUUUGCCCUAUCUAUCCGGGACACGGCCACGUACGCCCGCCAGAUGAUGUUUUCCACCACCCUGCUGAUCGUUUUCUUCACCGUGUGGAUCUGUGGAGGGGGCACCACGCCCAUGCUGUCGUUCAUGAGCAUACCAGUGGGAGUGGAUUCCGAUCAAGAGCACUCUGGCUCAGCUGUGUUGGAUGGGUCGCAGAGGAGAAGCACCAAACAUGAAAGCGCCUGGCCCUUCAGGAUCUGGUACAACUUCGACCACAACUACCUGAAGCCCCUCCUGACCCACAGCGGACCCCCUCUGACCGCUACUCUGCCAACAUGUUGUGGCCCCCUGGCACGAUGCCUCACCAGUCCACAGGCCUAUGAGAACGAAGGCCAGCUUCACGACGACGACUCCGACUUCAUCCUGAACGACGCCAACGUGAGCUCCAUGUACGCCGACGUCACCGUCAGCACCGACGCGUCCGGGUCCCGCACCAUCAACCCCAAGCACUCCGGCGGCGGCCCCUUCAACGAAAGUCGGGACCGCGAGCCGGACGCGGCCGAGCGCGACGUGGCGAUCCGCGGCACGCGGCUCGUCCUGCCGAUGGACGACCCGGCGGAGCCGCCGACGACCGUCACCCUCCCGCCUCCGCCCUCUCCUCCGCGCUCCGAACCUCGCAGGCACAGACUGUAAGAUGGGGUUUCGAUGUUUCUGUCGGUAAAAAACAAAAAAAACAAAAAAAACAAAAAAACAACAACAACGAUCAAGACGUAGUUCACAUGUAUAAUGAAUCAAUCUUCGAUCAAACUGCUUUCAUGGUACCCUAACGUUUUAGUGUUGACUGGACCAACAUUGUGUCUAAGAAGCAGUUUGAAAUCAAUGUCACCUUAUGCAGCGCGAGCCGUGCUUGAUUCAGCUCCCCGUGUUGGUAGACUCUCGUGAUCUUGAUUAUUAAUGCACUACAUGUAGACUAGGGUACUAAGAUCCUGCCAGGCAGCCCAUACAGAAGGCUAUCGUUCUGAGCUGAUUCGUUCGUACUACUGCGGUCUCCAAAAGCUCCAACUUUCUCUGCGUGUGUUGCUCCGCCGCGGAAACCGCGUGGAAAACGUAGAAUUCUCUGUGGUCGGGUUCCCACUGACGAUUUCUUCUGCGUCUAUCCAAGUAUUUGUUUUUAAAGAUCCCACCAAACUCUAAAGAUUACUUCACACGACCUCACUAAUAUGUCCCCCGGAGAGCUUUUAGACUUGAUUUUUAAUUUAACCUUUUCUGUCAGCUUAAAUUCCACCUAACCGAGGUUGGGAUUCUCAGCAGGGAGAGAGAUUGAAAAGAGGGAAUGCCGUCGAGGGGAGCGUGUGCUAAUGUAUAUAAAGUUCAAGGCGGGAGUUUAAGUUUAAGAUAAGAACACUAAUACCUGCUGUCAAGCAAGGAGUUGGCAGUAUCAUGCUGAGGGCCCGUGCUCAAGCAUCCGGCCUUUGUUUUUGACCCAAGUAUCUACACUGAGACAGAUUUUAGCACUGACCGCCUGUUCGAAUCGUUUUUAACUAUUGAUUUAUUUAUUUAACAGAAACAUUGUUUAUAACUUUGGUGAUUUUUUUUUUUUUGCUUAUUUAUUAUUUAUUGUGCAGCUUUUCAAUCAUUACUGCCAGGUGCCGAACACCUCCUUUUUAUUAAAAUAAAUGACAAGCACAACUUUUUUUUUUUUUUUUUCUACACGGUACCUUUUUGCGAUGAAGACGUCAGACAUAGAUAUUUAUUCCUGGGGUUUGUCUUUUUUCCCCCGUACCGUAGCACAUGCUUUUACUUUAUACUUCGCAACCUGAUCUUCCUUGUGUGUGGGUGGGUGUGUGUGUGUGUGUGUGUGUGGUCAGAUUUUAUAUAGUUAUUAUUAGGGCUAAUGUUUAUUCCUUUCCUGGGUUUACCACUUCCAUCGGGUUGAAGUUUCUUGAAGAAAAACCACUAAAAGAACAACAAGAAAAAAAAAAGUACCGAUUUUGUUGCCAUCAAACAUGGAAAAAGAGGCUAGCUGAACUGUUUUGAACAUAAGUGCCUAUUCAGGAACUGUCUUUGUACAUAUUUUUGUUUUGCUUAAGUGCAGUAAGAUGAUCCUUUUAAAUAUCACAUUAAACCUUCGGAUUGAUGCUACAUACUCCACUUUUCCUCAGUAUAAUUUAACUCCCAGCGUCCCCAUCUGUCUGUGCUUUUACUGUCAAAUCUCUGCUGGCGAAUCUAAAAGAUUGCUCACAUUUCUAGGCAAAAAAAAAAAAAAACAUUACUCUUACCUUGACAGUUUCAAAUGAAGAAAUAAAAGAAAGUCUCUAUACUUUAAUGACAGCGGCUGAAAAGGAACUAAAGGGAAAGGGAAGUUGUCUUCAUACCGACUACGCUCUGCACUUUCUUUGAUAUAGUUUGUUUAUUCUGUUCUGUCAUCCUUCAGAAAAUGAUUUAAAGUCCCAUUUUGGUCAACUGUUUAACUCCAUGUGAACGCUUGUUUUUAUUGAUGUGAAAUGUGACGACGUCACAAACAGUAAUCUGUCAUCUGUUAGGUUGAGCUCCUGAUCAAGCAGUAUUCUCUAUGCGCUUUUUGAGUUUCUGCGUUUCUACGUCCGUCCUAUCACAUUUAUCUACAAGGAGAUUUUGGGACAAAAAAAAAAAAGAAUAAUAAUAAAAUUAAUUUGUGAAAGUGUUUGAUGUUUCUGCAGUUUGUGGAAAAUAUAUUUUUGGGUACGCUUUCAACAGGUCCAUGUUUUGUUUGACUUUUUAAAGAGACAACCUGUAAUCCUAAAGUAAUUGUAUCAUCAGUUUAACAUCCUGCAGAUGUGAAAGACAAUAAAAUCACAUUUUGAAGCCGUCA